Molecule: messenger RNA, 559 nt
Organism: Didymella exigua CBS 183.55
Lineage: Eukaryota; Fungi; Ascomycota; Dothideomycetes; Pleosporales; Didymellaceae
Exons: 1
Coding region: 210-455 (81 amino acids)
Source: RefSeq, a predicted model, not a curated record
UUGUUUCUUUAAGUUAUUGUUAUUUAUUAUUAUAAGCUUCUUGUUAGGCUUUGCGUACUUUACAAGGACUGUAGAGCGUGGCGUUAGACUUGUACUUCUUAUCCUGCUGCAAGUUAAGAGUCCUCUGUUUCUUUUUUAAGGGGUUUAAGCGUGCAAUUGUACUGCAGAGUCUGUUGUUUUUAGUCUCUAGAAGCACGUUUUAAGCAGAGAUGUGGUGGAGAGUCUGCCUUAAUUGCUUUGCUGCCUUAGAGUUGUCCUCCGCUAUAACAGACUUGAAGAGCUGGUUAAUUGAUCGCCAAUUGUUACUAGCAAUAGCUAGAGGUGUACUUAGCUCGCUGUUGCCUUGUUGCUCAAAUUGCUUAAGUAUAACGCUUAGAUUCUGUGGAAAGAUGCCUGUGUUGACGAAGGAGCUGAGUAUAAGUUCUGGUCAGAAAGUAGACUCCCACGCCUUAUAGAAUAGGCGAAAGAAGUCGCUCUUAUGCACCCCUAACAAGCCUUGGCUAUUGUGAAGGUGCGAUACAGCGGCGGCAGAGUACUGAGUAGCAAGAGGAGCAAACAG